UCCUUAUAACCAAAGGAAGUGAGCCACAGACUUUAUUCAACUUUACAUCCUGAGCUGAGCUGACCUGCUUCCUGAAAACUACUACUCCUCUGCUUCUGUUCAAGUGACUCGAACAAGACCUCAUCAUGGUGUCAAUGGGACGACAGAUGCUGGGCUUCGCCCUGGCCAUCAUUGGCUUCCUGGGGACCAUCAUUGUGUGUGCCCUGCCUAUGUGGAAGGUCACGGCCUUCAUUGGAGCCAACAUUGUGACAGCGCAAGUCAUUUGGGAAGGCUUGUGGAUGAACUGUGUGAUGCAGAGUACGGGCCAGAUGCAGUGCAAGAUUUAUGAUUCUCUGCUGGCUCUACCCCAGGACCUCCAGGCCGCCAGAGCUCUUGUGGUCAUCGCCAUCAUCGUCGCUGCCUUUGGGGUCAUCUUGGGCAUCGCUGGAGGCAAGUGCACCAACUUUGUGGAGGAGCCACGUGCCAAAGCUAAGGUGGCCAUUGCUGCUGGAAUCGUCUUCAUUUGUGCUGGUGUUCUCAUCCUCAUCCCCGUCUGCUGGUCUGCCAACACCAUUAUCAGGGAUUUCUACAACCCCAUCAUGACCAACGCCCAGAGGAGAGAAGAGACGACGAUGGCUUCCAUGGCAAUGCAGAUGGCGGGAUGCGUCCUGGCCCUUUUUGGCUGGAUUGGGGUGCUCAUUGUCUGCGGCACACCCAUGUGGCGGGUCACUGCCUUCAUUGGCAACAACAUAGUGACAUCCCAAGUCAUGUGGGAGGGCAUCUGGAUGAGCUGCGUGGUCCAGAGUACGGGACAGAUGCAGUGUAAGGUGUACGACUCCAUGCUGGCUCUGAGCACUGACCUGCAGGGGGCCCGCGCUCUGGUGGUGGUUUCCAUCGUCGUAGGCCUCGCGGGGAUCCUCAUAGCUUUCGCCGGUGGAAAGUGCACAAACUUCAUACCAGAGGAGAGGGCCAAGGCGAGGGCUUCUGUGGCAGCAGGUGUGUUGCUGAUCAUCAGUGGAAUCCUCUGCAUCAUCCCCGUUUCAUGGACUGCCAGCAUCAUCAUAAGGGACUUCUACAACCCUGUACUAGUGGACGCCCAGAAAAGAGAGCUCGGGGCCACUCUUUACAUCGGCUGGGGGGCCGGGGCGCUGUUGGUCUUGGGAGGAGCGCUUCUGUGUGCCAACUGUCCCCACAAAGAGGACGAGGCCCCCUCUGUGAAGUACCUCAUAAACCAGCCUGGAGGAUACAGCAAAGAUGACUCAUACCGGUCUAACACCCCGACAAAGACAUAUAUUUGAGAGUUCUAAAGGGACAAAGAGAAGUCUGGUGGAUGUUUUUGUCUCCGAGAAUUGAAGGAAGCUUGGACUUUAAUCAGCUGCUGUGAAACAUCAAGAAAAAGGACAUACACACAGAAGCCCACAAUGAAGGAAAUAUGCACUUUGUCCUAUAAGAGCAACACACCGUUGUAUAAAGAUGCUUUCUGUUUGAAUAUUGAUGUUACUCUUGGUGAUGAACAUCUAUAAGGUGAUAGUUUAUUAAAUUAUAGAAACUGUGAUUUACAUGUUUGGGAAAGUGGUUAAAAAAUCUUUUUGUAAUUGCACUUUACACUGUUUUGUCCUUUGAUUUGUGAUUCUGUUUUUUUCACAAUAAAUGACCUUCUGUUGUACG
This is a messenger RNA of Epinephelus moara (kelp grouper), 1647 nucleotides long. RefSeq names its product claudin-like protein ZF-A89. The record is from RefSeq and is a predicted model, not a curated record. The coding region runs from base 126 to 1277 and encodes 383 amino acids. The transcript is spliced from 2 exons. Gene Ontology annotation, cellular component: plasma membrane; bicellular tight junction. Gene Ontology annotation, biological process: bicellular tight junction assembly; cell adhesion. Lineage: Eukaryota; Metazoa; Chordata; Actinopteri; Perciformes; Serranidae. Gene Ontology annotation, molecular function: structural molecule activity.